Messenger RNA from Meriones unguiculatus (Mongolian gerbil), 1491 nucleotides. It is a transcript of the gene Pigh, whose product is annotated as phosphatidylinositol glycan anchor biosynthesis class H. The transcript has 4 exons. Gene Ontology annotation, cellular component: glycosylphosphatidylinositol-N-acetylglucosaminyltransferase (GPI-GnT) complex. The record is from RefSeq and is a predicted model, not a curated record. The coding region runs from base 76 to 756 and encodes 226 amino acids. NCBI's taxonomy places the organism in Eukaryota, Metazoa, Chordata, Mammalia, Rodentia, Muridae. Gene Ontology annotation, biological process: GPI anchor biosynthetic process.
GGAACGGCCCGGAGCCAGCGAGACUUGGGUCCUCCGGGUGGGCUAGAGCGGCGCGGCCGCCCGUCGCGAGCGGCCAUGGAGGAUGAGAAGAGCUUCUCCGACAUCUGCGGCGGCCGCCUGGCCCUGCGGCGCCGCUACUACUCGCCGUACUGCUGCGAGUUCGGCCUCACCUCGGCUCGGCUGUCGCUGUGCUCGCUCAGCGCCGUCACCUGCGCCGUGUGGCUGGCUGCCUACGGGCUCUUCACCCUGUGGGAGCACAGCAACCAGAGAAAGGCCUUUUCCUCAUGUCCAGUUAACUUGCUGAAUGGCAUAGGUACAUGCAGAGGAGCAUUUGGUGAUCUUACUGCCUGUGUCUGGCUCUGUCUUCAGAAUAGCAUGAUCCUCUCUGCGGCCAUCUUUAUCAACAUAGUAGGCCUGCUUGGUUACCUCCAUUUUGUGAAGGUUGAUCAGGAGACUCUGCUAAUCAUCGAUUCGCUUGGCAUCCAGAUGACUUCCUCCUAUGCUUCAGGCAAAGAAAAUACCACCUUCAUAGAGAUGGACAAGGUCAAGGAUGUUAUCAUUAAUGAGGCUAUUUACAUGCAAAAGGUCAUUUACUAUCUCUGCAUUUUACUGAAGGAUCCAGGGAAGCCACAGGAGGCAUCUCAAGUAGUUCCUGUCUUCCAGAGUGCCAAGCCCCGGUUGGACUGCUUGAUUGAAAUAUACAGGAGCUGCCAAGAGAUUCUGGCACACCAGAAAGCCACGUCAACAAGACCAUGAGUCUCAACAUUCAAAGACCCGUAUUGUCUUUAUGGAAAGGAUCGGAAGCCAUAGUGGCUGGUUUACUUUCUGUACGUGUAAAACCACCAGGGGACAAAGCUGAGGGAGUCAGAAUGGAUGAGGAGAUCUCAGAGCCAUAGAGGAGGCAGCUGAAGCGUGACUCGGAGUUUCGAUGUACUGUGACAUGGGGUUACAGGUUUUAUCUACCUUACCAAUCAAGAGGCGACCUUAAGGACUUUGACAUAGUGGCGCACGCCUUGACUCCCAGCACUCAAGAGGCAGAAGCAGGUGAUCUUUUGAGUUUGAGGCCAUCAGGACUACAGAGUGAGGACCCCCCACACAAAACAAGUAAUGUUCACACAGACCACUCUCUCAAGUUUCUAAGUACUUCAUGUUUGUCUUAAAAGCUGUGAAGUAUUGAGACUGGUACCAGAGUUUACAUGAAAAAUAUAUCCAUCUGCAUAGACUAGUGUCUAAAAGUUAGGGGAAAAGAAGUUUUUUUUUUUUUUUUUUUUUUUUUUAAUUAGCAGGAAUAAAAUGCCUUACAAAGGGCUAGCUUCUGUCUACCUAGCUCCUAUGAUGUGCCAGCUGAUGACCCUUAGUCCACAUCUUAGCUAGGAGUGGUGUAAUCCCAGCACUCAGGUGGUGUCAACAGGAUUGAAAGUUUGAGGCAAGCCUGGGCUACAUUGUGAGACAGCAUCUCAAACCCCAAAAUAAAUAAAUAAAUAUCCCAAA